Messenger RNA from Larimichthys crocea (large yellow croaker), 1756 nucleotides. It is a transcript of the gene cryl1, whose product is annotated as crystallin, lambda 1. Gene Ontology annotation, biological process: fatty acid metabolic process. Lineage: Eukaryota; Metazoa; Chordata; Actinopteri; Sciaenidae. The record is from RefSeq and is a predicted model, not a curated record. Bases 422 to 1381 code for a protein of 319 amino acids. Gene Ontology annotation, molecular function: L-gulonate 3-dehydrogenase activity; NAD+ binding. The transcript has 9 exons.
UCCCCUUCAGGAACAGAGCAGUGUGUCGACCACUGUCUGACAGCCAAACAGGAAAGGUUAAGAUAAGAUAAAAUAGACUUUAUUAAUCCCAAACUGGGGAAAGUCAUUUGUUACAGGCACAGUUUACAAUCCUCAUAGCAAACCACACGGUGCCAUGGCAACAGAGCAAACAAUGUCUAGUUGUCCCAAAUAUCGUGUGAAAUUAACUCGUUAUCGCGAGAACACGGCGAAGAUACAUUAUGAGUAUACAUGAACAAGGAAAAUGCAGCGUGCUGCACUUUUCUGGUUCUUUGGUCCUUCCAGCGAACCGUACCGGACACCAAGCAGCGUGACCGCGUAGGGGCGGUGCCACAGCUUUCUUAUGUGCGUUUGUUGUAUGAGUAGCUCCAGUGGACCGUGUGUCUGAGCUGAACUCUUUAAAAUGAGCUCUACUGACAUGAAGAUCAUUACUGUGAUCGGCAGCGGGUUGAUAGGCCGCUCCUGGGCUAUGUUGUUUGUCAGUGGAGGCUACACUGUGAAGAUCUAUGACAACCAACCAGGACUGGCUGCCAAGGCCAUCACAGAAAUCAGGAAACAGAUGGAGGAGCUGGAGGAAGCUCACAUGCUGAGAGGUGAGCUGAGUGCCACACAGCAGCUCGACCUGCUCAGCAGUUACGAUGAUCUGGCUCAGGCACUGGAGGGAGCCUUUUUUGUCCAGGAAUGUGUAUUUGAGAACCUUGAGGUCAAACAGAGCAUUUUCCAGGACAUAGAGGGUCAUGUGGGAAAAGGCGUCAUCCUGAGCAGCUCCACUUCCUGUCUGGUGCCGAGCAACGUCUUCUCUAAAGUACAGAACCGGAGUCGCUGCCUCGUCUCCCAUCCGGUAAACCCACCCUACUAUGUCAAACUGGUGGAGCUGGUACCUCACCCAGAGACAUCAGCAGCAGUUAUGGACACCACCCAUGCCCUAAUGACUAAGGUUGGCCAGGCGCCCGUCUGUCUGAAGAAAGAGAUCGAUGGUUUUGCUCUCAACAGAGUGCAGGCGGCCAUUAUCGCAGAGUCCUGGAGGCUGGUCCAGGAUGGCGUUAUCUCUGUGAAGGACAUCGACCUGGUGAUGUCAGAGGGGCUAGGAAUGCGUUACGCCUUCAUAGGUCCCAUGGAAACGAUGCACCUCAAUGCGCCAGAAGGUUUGGAAGACUAUAUGAAACGGUAUGGACAGGGCUUUAUGAGGGUCAUGAACUCCUUUGGGCCUGUACCAGACUUCUUCAGUGAGGGAGCAAAGAGCAUCAUUAAUGAGAUGUGUGAGCUGAUUCCCAGCAACCGGGAGCAUCUGUCAGCCAGGAUAGAGAGGAGGGACCGGCUCCUCAGGGGUCUGGCCAAGCUGAAGAAGGAUUCUGACUGCUGACAGAGAAUGGCAAUCUUAAAACAUUUCAUUAUAAUUAGUAUGAUCAUGAUUACAUGUCAAAUAAUAAAUAUGAUGAUGAGGAAUGCUGAAAAAUUCUGUCAUUUUCUCUGUGAUAAUGAAUAUAUGUGCUCUUAAAGUGCCUUUUUGGAUAGUUACAGAACUACCAACAUUACAAAAUAUUACGUUUCCAAACAUUUUUUUCAAAUCUGCAGUAUAUUUUGUCUUUUGUCUGUAACUUAAUCUCAAGAUUGUGUACACCGCACACGUAAUUGAAAGGUUGAAUUCAAAAGGUGCUACAUUCCACCUAAUGGUCUCAUGUGAAAUAUGGCUGUAUGGAAAUGAUCUUUUGAUCAAUAAAAGUGAUGGAAUCAUAAA